AUGAGGGCCAGCGAGAUCCGUCUUCCUACCUCCAUCUCCUGCAGAGCCAGACCCCCUCGCCGUCGCGCACAAUGUCGGCAGAACAGCGCUCACAGUCGAGGGAAGCGGCGUCAGAGGCCACAGUCGCUCACGAAGGUCCAGAGAACGCGCCUACAGCUGAUGUCAAGGAAAAGCCUGGCGCGUCGUGGCGCGCUAACGAGACACACGUCCUCCCGCAUAACAACCUCCCCGUCGUGUUCGCAGGGUUCAUGCUCACUAUAUUCCUUGCCGCACUUGACCAAACCAUUGUCGCCACCGCCUUGCCCACGAUCGUCGAGCAGCUUGGGGGAGGGGACAACUACAGCUGGGUUGGAAGCGCAUACCUCCUCGCAUCGGCGUCCCUUGGUCCACUGUACGGAAAGCUAUCCGAUCUAACCGGAAGAAAGCCCAUUCUGUACGGCAGCAUCCUCAUCUUCUUGAUAGGAUCUGCGCUAUGCGGCGCCGCACAGUCAAUGACCUGGCUCAUCAUCGCAAGAGCAGUACAGGGAAUCGGCGGCGGAGGUAUUAUGAUUCUGGUCAAUAUUACCAUCAGCGAUAUUGUCCCCCUGCAAAAGCGUGGUCUGUACGGAGGCCUCAUCGGUUCAACAUGGGGCAUUGCGAGUAUCGUCGGUCCUUUGCUCGGAGGCGUCUUCACAGACCACGUAUCAUGGCGAUGGUGCUUCUUCAUCAACCUGCCAACCGGUGGCUUCGCAAUAGCCGUCCUGUUCUUCUUCCUCCACCUGAACCCGCAUCAAGGACGCAGCCUCCGCGAGCACGUCGCCGCUUUCGACUUUGUCGGCCUCUUCCUCAUCGUCGGCGGUGUCAUCUGCUUGUUGUUGGGCUUCAACUUCAGCGAGAAGAGGUGGGAUGAUGCGAAGACCAUUGCGCUCCUUGUGGUUGGCGGAUGCCUACUGGUCUGCGCUGGCAUCAACGAGUGGUUCACGUCGCGCGAACCCAUCAUUCCGCCACGGUUGUUCAAGACGCGGACUACAGGGCUCAUACUGCUGUCAAGCUUCCUGCACGCAGUCACGUUCUUCGAAGGAGCGUACUACUUGCCUCUAUACUAUCAGAUCCUGGGCAGCUCUGCGACAGGCGCCGGCGUAAGGAUGAUCCCCUUCUCGCUGGGUGCCGCGCUCAUGUCCGCCGCGAGCGGGAUCAUCGUGAGCAAGACGGGCGACUACCGCUGGCUUAUGAUGAUUACCUACGCGGUGUUCUGCCUCGGGUAUGGCUUGAUGACGAUGCUGGAUGACCAGUCGAGCAAUGCUGUCAAGGAGAUUCUACCGCUCAUUGCUGCCCUUGGGCUCGGUGCGAACUUCCAGACACCGCUCAUUGCUCUGCAAGCAGCAAUGCCCAUCAAGGACAUGGCGACAUCGACGGGCGCCUUCGCAUUCAUUCGUACCAUUGGUGGCACCGUCGGCGUCUCUAUCGGGCAGACCAUCUUCACGAGCACCCUUAACAAUCGCUUGUCCAAGAUUCCGAACAACCCAUAUGCAGGCUCGGCCGGCGGCUACUCGGAGGACGUGAGGCAGUUGAAGAACAUUGCGGACCCGGUACUUCGCCAACAGGUGAUUCAUGCGUUCUCGCGAGGAGUCAGCACAAUUUGGAUAGCCAGCACACCUAUGGUCGGCGUCGCGUUUAUCAUGGUCCUCUUCCUCCGCAAGUACACCCUCAAGCGCACAGUCGUGCAGACCGCCAAGGCCGCCGGUGGCGACGCGGACGUCGAGAAGGGCGGUGAUGCAACGGCCGCGGAAGACCGGGAAAGCAAGGAGGGCGUUGAGCAGGUGCAGACGCGGACGAACGAGACGCUUCAGACACGCACGACCGAUACGAAGGGAAGCGAGACGCGAGAGGGCAGUGUGGUUCGCGACGACGCGACUGUUCGACCGGGGACAGCGGAGUCGGGGAAGGAGAAGGUUUAAGUUCGAAAAGGAAAACAUUCGACUCCGGUAUGGGAAGGUCGCAGAGUUACGAAGGAGCUCGUGCUUAUGUUUGGAGGCACGGCUCACAUUUUGGGACUCACUGCAUAGGGAAGGACCACUAGUAGAGGGUGGAAUGACCACGCACGACAUAGAAAAGGCAUCUUACUUGCUAGUUACCACAUCAUUUAGAUGUUUAAUUUACGACCUUUACUUGACUGCUUUCCUCUGAAUAUAGCUUAACUUGCGAGCGUACAAGUACAAAGACGGCU
This is a messenger RNA of Schizophyllum commune H4-8, 2206 nucleotides long. Its product is annotated as MFS general substrate transporter. Gene Ontology annotation, cellular component: membrane. The transcript is spliced from 22 exons. Gene Ontology annotation, molecular function: transmembrane transporter activity. Bases 72 to 1937 code for a protein of 621 amino acids. NCBI's taxonomy places the organism in Eukaryota, Fungi, Basidiomycota, Agaricomycetes, Agaricales, Schizophyllaceae. The record is from RefSeq and is a predicted model, not a curated record. Gene Ontology annotation, biological process: transmembrane transport.